Molecule: messenger RNA, 1868 nt
Organism: Nymphaea colorata (pocket water lily)
Lineage: Eukaryota; Viridiplantae; Streptophyta; Magnoliopsida; Nymphaeales; Nymphaeaceae
Product: NEDD8-activating enzyme E1 catalytic subunit
Exons: 9
Coding region: 120-1481 (453 amino acids)
Biological process (GO): protein neddylation
Cellular component (GO): cytoplasm; nucleus
Molecular function (GO): NEDD8 activating enzyme activity
Source: RefSeq, a predicted model, not a curated record
UGAGCUCAGGGGGUUGUGCUGUAGGUGUUGCAUUUCCACGGCCCUCUCCUUCUCUCUCUCUCUCGUCAGGAGGGGGGAGAAAAGAAAAAAAAGAGAAAAGGGGGAACAAUCCAUCGGCCAUGGCGGAUGGUAACGCCAGUAGCGUCGACGCCGGGAGAUGGAGAGACCUGGACAAGCUGCUCCUUCGUCCAGGGCAUCUCGUUGGUCAGAACUUCGAACCAGGGGCCGAGUUAAGAGAUGAUCUUCAGGCGUAUGUGAAGGUCUUGGUGGUGGGUGCUGGAGGGUUGGGAUGCGAAUUGCUUAAAGACUUGGCUCUUUCGGGUUUUCGGAACCUUGAAGUUAUAGAUAUGGACAGAAUUGAAGUCUCUAAUUUGAACCGGCAAUUCCUUUUCAGGCUCGAGGACGUUGGAAAGCCAAAGGCUGAGGUGGCUGCAUUGCGUGUUAUGGAGCGUGUAAGUGGGGUGAACAUAGUUCCCCAUUUUUGUCGGAUCGAAGAUAAAGAUAUAGAAUUCUAUAGUGAUUUUAAUAUCAUUGCACUUGGUCUUGACUCUGUUGAGGCACGAAGUUACAUUAAUGCUGUGGCCUGUAGUUUCCUUGAGUAUGAUUCUGAGGACAAACCAUGUGAAGAAACUAUAAAACCCAUGGUGGAUGGUGGAACCGAAGGCUUCAAAGGUCAUGCUCGAGUUAUCUUGCCAGGAAUUACGCCGUGUUUUGAGUGCACAAUUUGGCUUUUUCCUCCUCAAGUGAAAUUUCCAUUAUGCACGCUGGCUGAAACCCCAAGAACUGCUGCCCAUUGUAUUGAGUAUGCUCACUUGAUUAAGUGGAACGAGGAACACAGUGGAAAGCCUUUUGAUGCAGAUAAUCCAGAACAUAUGCAAUGGGUUUACUUGCAGGCCCUCAAGAGAGCUGAACUCUUUGGUAUUAGUGGUGUUACAUAUUCCUUCACACAGGGUGUUGUGAAGAACAUUAUCCCAGCAAUUGCAUCUACAAAUGCUAUUAUAUCUGCGGCCUGUGCACUUGAAGCCUUGAAAAUGGCAACAGGAUGCAGCAAAACACUGUCCAACUAUCUAACGUAUAAUGGCGUUGAAGGACUUCAUACAAAAGUAACUGAGUUUGUCAAAGACAAAGAUUGCCUCGUCUGUGGCCCUGGUAUUCCUAUUGAGUUGGACCCUUCAACCACUCUACAGAUGUUUAUUGAUCUCCUUGGAGAACAUCCAAGACUGUUCCUACAAAAACCAAGUGUGGCAUAUCGAGGCAAAAAUCUAUACAUGCAGGCGCCGCCUGUAUUGGAAGAAAUGACAAGAUCAAACCUGCAGCUCCCUCUUUUUGAACUGAUGGACACAGUCCCAAAGGAUGUUGUCCAUGUCACUGGUAUGACAAAAGUCAAUGACAGGAAGACAUCGUGCGUUAGAAAAUUGCGAGUUAUCUUCAAGGGGAUCAGAGAUGGGAUUACAGAUAUGGAUACUUCAUCAACUGUGUGAAUAACCAUCCAAGUUGCCUUCAAUUUGGGUUGUCGAUACAAAAUUUGGAAAGUAGCAACUUUAUCGCAGCUUCAGGAAAAUGUGAGGAUUGAAUAUAACAGAAUCUUCACUUGGUUGAUCACAAGCCUUGCGUUGGUGAUUUCCCAACUUGCUGAUGGCCAGAUGACAUUAAGGUUCAGAGCACGAGCAGUCUGAAAAGGCAAAGUUAUAGACCCUUAGCAAAAGAAGGAAUCUAUUCGGAUUUGUAAAAGCUUGAGGAACAUUGUUUUUCUCCAUUUUUUUUUUCGAGAUAUACAUAUACCUUUCAUGGGUUAAACCCUUCAUUUUUGGCAUUCUUCGAACGAGAUUCAAAAUUAAGCAAUGAUACAGAUGAGUGAUGACAAAUUA